Molecule: messenger RNA, 4104 nt
Organism: Betta splendens (Siamese fighting fish)
Lineage: Eukaryota; Metazoa; Chordata; Actinopteri; Anabantiformes; Osphronemidae
Gene: slc20a1b
Product: solute carrier family 20 member 1b
Exons: 11
Coding region: 629-2740 (703 amino acids)
Biological process (GO): phosphate ion transmembrane transport
Cellular component (GO): membrane
Molecular function (GO): phosphate transmembrane transporter activity
Source: RefSeq, a predicted model, not a curated record
CCCCCCUCCCUCCGCCUUCCAUACCGGCGCGAGCAAGUUCUACACACGCGGCUGUGGCGCUCUCAUUUUGUCCGUGGCGUUUUUGGAUUUUAAAACACCGGCGUAUUCAUUGAGGAACGUCGCUUCAAUAUCAACUUAAUUUACUUAUACGUCAAGGACGCUUUUCUGAGUGCGUUAGAUUACAUAAUCCGUUUAAUUUUUCAUUAUCCCGCGCGCGCUAUCGUAUCUGUGCGCGCGAUAAUUAGCUUACUUGCUACAAGAGCUAUUCUUUACAACACUCACAACUACGCGUGUGGAUGUACCUCUGCUCAUCUGCAGUUACAUUUGCACAAUGGCUUUCAGUUCAAACUGCUUGAUAACACAGCACCCAACGAACAGCAACAGAUCUAGUUUAAUUACAGGAUAGCAAUAAGCCCUCAGUUUACCUCCUGUUUACCAUUUUGUUUUCUGGUUAAUCCCAGGGAAACCUUUUUUACAAGUUUGCACUGCUAAUUCCUGUUAAGGCAAGUUAGCCUAAGGAGCAGCAUAUUUAUUUACAUUUACCUCUACAUUUUAUUUAAGUAGCAUUAUAUAGAAAGGCAUCUAUUCCCUUUUAAGAUUGUGAAGCAAUUCUCUAUAGUCUACAAUCAUGGUUUCAACAACUGCAACUGCAAUAAUACUGGCCACGACAGUGGGACUGACAACUCAUGCCUCAACUGCCCUCACCGACUAUAUGUGGCUGCUGAUUGUUGGCUUCAUUAUCGCAUUCAUCUUGGCCUUUUCUGUGGGUGCCAAUGAUGUUGCCAACUCAUUUGGCACAGCUGUUGGCUCUGGAGUGGUUACCUUGCGACAGGCAUGCAUUCUGGCCACAGUGUUUGAGACUCUGGGCUCUGUGCUCCUUGGGGCCAAAGUGAGUGAGACCAUCCGGAAGGGCAUCAUCGAUGUGGGCAUGUACAAUGGCUCUGAACACGUCUUAAUGGCUGGAUCGGUCAGUGCCAUGGUUGGUUCGGCUGUGUGGCAGUUGGCCGCCUCCUUUCUUAAGCUCCCCAUCUCUGGAACACAUUGCAUUGUUGGUGCUACUAUUGGCUUUUCGCUGGUUGCCAAAGGUCAGCAGGGAGUCAAGUGGUUAGAACUUCUUCGUAUUGUUGCCUCUUGGUUCCUGAGCCCUCUCUUAUCUGGAAUAAUGUCUGGCGUUGUCUUCUACUUUGUGCGCAUGUUCAUCUUACGCAAGAAAGACCCUGUACCUAAUGGACUGAAGGCCUUGCCUGUCUUCUAUGCAAUUACCUUGGGAAUCAACCUGUUCUCCAUCAUGUUCACUGGCGCACCAAUGCUGGGAUUUGACAAAAUUCCUUGGUGGGGUACGCUGCUCAUCUCACUGGCCUGCUCCUUACUUACUGGCAUUGUGGUCUGGUUUAUUGUCUGUCCACUCCUCAAGAAAAAGAUUGAACGAGAUAUCAAGUCUUCCAGCCCCUCAGAGAGCCCCCUGAUGGAGAAGAGGGAGCUAAGAGAGGCUCACUGUCCAAUUCUGAAACAGACUUCCAAGCAGACAUCCACCACUGAGGCUGUCAGUCAAAACUCUUCUGCUCAAACCCAGACUGCCCCGGAGGAGCGCAGGGUGGCGUUUGACAUUGGAGAUUCUGAUGACGUCGACAAUAACAAGGAACGCAAGGUGGCGUUUGACAUUGGAGAUUCGGAUGAUACUGACUGCGGCAGUGCAAAUGGUGCUCCCAAAUCAAAUAAUCAGGUCCAGCACAGCAAUGGCUCCACUAAUACUCCCCAUCAGGUCCAGUUCAACGACCAGGUCCAGUUCAACAACCGGCCAGCACAAAUGCCAAGUAACGGUUACAGCCAGUACCACACGGUUCACAAGGACUCUGGCCUUUACAAGGAUCUUCUGCACAAACUCCACCUCGCCAAGGUUGGCGACUGUAUGGGUGAGGCAGGGGACCGGCCUAUCCGACGCAACAACAGCUACACCUCCUACACCAUGGCUAUCAUUGGCAUGCAUGGCGACUUCAAGCAUAAAGAAGGGGACUUCCGAGCAAGUGAGGAUGGCGCAAAGGACUCUGGGUCAGGCAGCCAGGACAGGAAACGUGUGCGAAUGGACAGUUACACCAGCUACUGCAACGCUGUUGCAGAGCACACCACCCCUGAGGGUGUGGGAGAUGGCGACGUGACACUAGAAAUGGGAAAGGAAGAUGCAGGCAGUAGCCAAAGCUCUCUGGAUGAGGACAGGCUUGAGGCAGACAAACCGGAAGUCUCGACUCUGUUCCAGUUUCUCCAAAUUCUCACUGCCUGCUUUGGAUCAUUUGCCCAUGGAGGAAAUGAUGUUAGUAAUGCCAUCGGACCAUUAGUAGCUCUGUGGCUGGUUUACGAAACCAGCAGUGUGACUUCGAAUGCUGCCACACCCAUUUGGCUUCUUCUGUACGGUGGUGUGGGCAUCUGCGCUGGUCUGUGGGUGUGGGGUCGCAGAGUGAUCCAGACUAUGGGCAGGGACCUUACCCCAAUCACCCCCUCAAGUGGUUUCAGCAUUGAACUGGCCUCAGCCCUAACUGUCGUGGUUGCCUCUAACAUUGGCCUGCCUGUUUCAACCACCCACUGCAAGGUGGGCUCUGUGGUUGCUGUAGGAUGGCUGCGAUCAAGAAAGGCUGUAGACUGGCGUCUAUUCAGAAAUAUCUUCAUGGCGUGGUUCGUGACGGUGCCCAUCUCUGGCCUGAUCAGUGCUGCCAUCAUGGCCAUUUUCAUUUACCUCAUCCUGUAGGCAUCUGGCUGAACCCCAAGCAGGGGAGAAGAAAGAAUCCGCUCCAGCGAGGCCAUGACAAACGAGAGAAGACGGAAAGCCAAAAUAUAUCGCUUACCUCAGCAAACGGCUUCAGAAGAAGAAAGGAAAAAAUUGAAACCUUUUGGAAGGUCUUGUGAUAUGGGCUUGUGGUUCUUGGCUGUAUCAUUUUUCAACCUAAAACUUGCUGUUUUGUAAUAUUCCAUUGGAAAUCUUAUUUCUUUGUUCUGACUUGCUUUUUUCAUAUCGCAUCAUUCUGUAAAGAGUUAUUCAGUUUAGAACUUUUGUUUUCUAAUGCUCAUUGUAUACACAGUUGAAUAAUACAAAAUGAACAGUAAUUUUUAAAGAAACUCACGUUAAAAUGCAGUAUUAGCCUUGAAGAGUUACUCUCCAGUCAACACAUACUGAAAGUAAUGUAGAUGCAAAAGCAGUACAGUAAGGUGGAGAAUGUGGUGUUCUUGUGUAAGUUUGUACUCCUCCCCAACUCAACCCAAGUAAUUGUAAAUGAAUUCAUCAGACUUCCUUUUGUGUAGAUCAAAAGUUCAUUUCCCCCACUUAGAGUGGGGGAAAUGAUUUCUGUUUUACUGAAAUGAAUCAUAAUCACACUUUUUUUUUAACAGUUAUUUGGAUAAUAUUGUGGUGGGGGCAUAAAUAUAACACUGGAUGAUCACCUGCAAAAUCAUAUGACCUGUAUUGUAAGAAAGCAGGAAAUGGCAAUGACGGAGUCCUUAGUCAGUGGAUUCUGCCUUCUGUUUUUCAGAACCUCAACAUCCAGGCUUAACAUUCAUCAGUGGCGGUAUCAAAUAUCUGCACUGAUAUAUAAAAUAUCUAGGUUACUUGAAUUUGAGAAAUGUUGCAGAAUGUCACCUAAUGCAAAAGUGUGCUUAACCUUAAGUUUCCUGUUAAAACUUGAUUGCAUCAUCAAUGGUUAAAAUGCUUUAGGCCUGCAUCAACCUUGUUCUUUAUCAGCUACUUCCCCUGUACAUGUAUAUUUUCCCCCCCACUCGUAAUCGUCAUUGUCUCUAGACACAGGUUGCUCUAGCUUUUUCUGCUCUGGCCUGAGAAGCUGGUUUAAGGUUAAACAAUGAGGAACAGGAUACUAAAAACUGGAAGUUCUACAACUGGGUGGUUUAAUGUUUAGCUAGUGUUGAAUGAGGGCAGAUGUACAUUGCAUGCCACCAGUUUGUGUGGUAAUUUGGCUGCAGUUCUAAACGCAUUUGAGACCUAUAGAUGCUGUAGUUGCCUUAAUUGUUUUAUUUUCUUUUAGGUACCAAAGAAAAGUGUUUUUUUUAAUACAUAACAUACUCUGGGUCAGAGAUUCAAAAAAUAAAAUUGAGAAAAUACUA